Messenger RNA from Fusarium odoratissimum NRRL 54006, 3353 nucleotides. RefSeq lists its product as uncharacterized. Gene Ontology annotation, molecular function: sarcosine oxidase activity; flavin adenine dinucleotide binding; saccharopine oxidase activity. Lineage: Eukaryota; Fungi; Ascomycota; Sordariomycetes; Hypocreales; Nectriaceae. The transcript is spliced from 4 exons. The record is from RefSeq and is a predicted model, not a curated record. Bases 1767 to 3068 code for a protein of 433 amino acids.
CGAGAAGAAUGGAAUUGUUAUGGAAGCUUGAUUUCUGAUGAAUUCUUCUCGGGAGAAGCAAUUUUUGUUGCAUGUCUUGCAGAUCUCGAAUGUCAGUGGCUUUUGAGGUACGGGUUUCAGAACGUUUGUGGUGCAUUGUUGUCAUUGGAUGUCAGUGGCUUGACUUCAGGGGUGUUGUCUCCCUGUUUUGUUCUAUGUGACCGCCGCUAUCAUUCGGCAUCAAAAUAUAAGUAGUUAUCUCAAUCACCUCCAUCAUUUGUCACCGAAUAGAAAACAUGAUAUCACCUAUAAAAUGUGAUUUCACGAAUCAUGUCUCAAACCGUAACCAUGCUUUCCGCCAAGUUUCAAGAGUCAUUCCACCAUCCAAGCAAGGGUAUCUCCCAAAUACAACCCUAUCCUACAGUAGCAUACAAAACGUCAAUCUUGCUUGGGCCCUGGGGGAUCAACAAACACCUACACGAUUUCGGCACAUGAAAAAUAAUCUUGCUCUCAGACCGUGUUUCCACCCCGGUGAGAUGUAAGGGCGGGACUCGUGAUGCAUAGCCAUAGCCCACCCUUGCAAAAGUUGGACGGAUUUCUGACGCAUGCUACGAUAAUUCACGGUUAAACGUGCUUUUGCUACGUCAUCCUGUACCUGGUGACUCCCGGUUGCCACGUUGUUUGGGGGUCUGGAACGCGGCUGUUGGGAAUAGGACAGGUCACUUUUUGAGAGGGGAGGCUGAAGAGACAACAACUGACAGCGGAUGUUUAGUCCCGUUUCUGACAGCUUGGGCGGUUAGAUAUCAGUUUGUCAAGCGAUGCUUACAUUAAGCCAUCUGUUUUUGAGCAUCCCAUCUCGUGCUUGUAGUUAAACAGUCACGGUCACAGUUGUCCACCGACUUAAGCAUAUGUAUUCUCAGCAACCUCUCUUUGUUCUCCGUGGACCUUGAUGUCUUUGCGAUUUUAGUUAGUGAACAAACCCUUCCCAAUGACGAAAGAAAUCGGCUGCAAGAAAAGACCCUGCAUCUCAAUUUCGCCACAAGAUCUAAAUGUGAUAUCUUUUCCAUCUGACAUGGCGCAACAGAGAAAACAUCAUGACCAUCAGCCAAUCAAAUCCCCUCCCCUCUCUUCUCCCCGGAAAAGAGAUGAUAUCUACUCAAGCUCAAUAACCGAGACGAACGCCAACCAUUUACCGCAUCAUCUUGGCCCAAGGCCCCUGGUCAAGACCACUAAACUCAUAAAGUAUUCCUUGCGAAUCAUACACAACAUUACCGAAUCCCCCUCCCAAGAGACACUCCAUCAUCGUAACCCUCCUUGCAAAUUAAACUAAUGCGUGUAAGUUAGUGUCAGUUCGGCCACUAAUGCAGCCUGUGCCGGAGAUCCAUGUCGGUGGGGUUCUCUCCUCGAGCAACACCCGACGUCAAGAGAUGAUCAUCCUGGGCCUCGGCGUCUAGCGCUCGGUGGUCCGAUGUUAAUAUUCAUCGCUAAGAAUUGGCUGUACGCUAAGGCUGAGAGUGUACAUAAUGUUAUCUCUCAGGGGGGGUGUUGGAGAUACCGCAAACUUUAUUGUUUGCGGGGGAGUGCGGAGGAAUGAGAAAACAAGACCAGAGAUUUUCUUACUUAGGCUAUCAGACAGAAUUGAUAGUGAAUCAUGGAAACUCGCUAAAGGUCGAGCAAAUCAUCGCAGCCUCGCAGCUCAAGGCUAUAAAUAUUCACCUGUAUCUCGUAGAACACAACUAAAAGACAUCAACUAGAAUCACCUCACCUAUUCUCCAAGUUGCCUCACCAUGAGUAAACCAUCUGUUCUCAUCAUCGGCGGAGGUGUCUUCGGAACCUCAACCGCAUACCAUCUCAUCCAACGCGGCUACACCAACGUCACAGUGGUCGAUCGUUUCGCGGCCCCAUCUCGCGACUCAGCCGGCACUGACCUGAACAAGGUUAUCCGUGCAGACUAUCCCAACCCGUACUACGCCCAGCUCGGUCUCGAGACCCUUGGCGUGUGGAAAGAUCCAGACUCUCUCUUCAAGGGCCUGUAUCGCGAGUCGGGAUGGAUCAUGGGUGGGCAUGAGGAGACGAAUCAAUGGUUGGAGAACGCUAAGGAUUUGGCCGAGAAGAAGGGGAGACAGGGAGUGGAGUAUCUGGAUGUUGAGAGGAUUAGAGAGAAGUGGCCUGCUCUGACUGGGGAGUUCCCGGGCUGGACUAAUCUGUACAGCCCUCAGGCUGGUUGGGUCCCCUCAGGCCAAGCCCUUCUCCGCAUGGCCAAAGCUGCAGAGAAGAAUGGCGCAAAGUACAUCGCCGGCCAUGCUGGUCAGAUCAAGGAGCUCGUAUACGAGGAUGGAACCUGCAAGGGUGCCGUCGCCGCUAACGGGGAGAUUCAUCGCGCCGAUAAGGUCAUUGUCGCAGCUGGAGCAGGUCUCCCGGCUCUUGUCGAGGGAGCUAGAACUGAUGUCAGAGCGGAGACUUCGGUAAUCUGUGUGAUGAAGCUGGAGCCACAUGAGAUUGGAAAGUACAAGGACAUUCCCAUCAUUGAUGACUUUGAGCAGGGCAUCAUCUUUCCUCCCGACGAGAAUGGCCUCAUCAAGCUAUGCAGUGUUCGGCUUGUGACCAACUAUUUCAACCAUGUGCACUCUGGCGCUUCAGUCUUACAUUCAGUGGGUGACUAUCCCUUCGAUGGAUGCCCCAGGGAACUCGAAGUCGAGAUUCGAAAGUUUGUUCGAGAAAUGAUCCCUGAGCUCGCAGAUCGACCCUUUGUCCACACUCGUCAAUGCUGGGACGGCAUGGCCUCAGACCUCAACUUCCGCAUCUGCCCUUAUCCCGACACAAAGAAUCUCUACAUAGCCACAGCUGGUUCAAACCACGGGUUCAAGUUUCUCCCAAUCAUUGGAAAGUACGUAGUCGACCUUUUAGAGGAUUCCCUCGACUCAGGCCUCAAGAAUCUCUGGAGCUGGAAGUUCGGAAAGAAGCCCAAUGAUUUCCAAGAUCCUCAUCCCUUUCCCCGCAGAGACUUGAACGAGUUGACGGGUUGGAAGGGGAGAAAUGCUCCAGCGGAUGGAAAGCUGCCUUGGACGUGGAGCCGUAGUCGUCUCUAGGGGGUGUAGAUGUAGUAGAUAUUUAGUUUACUCACAUCUCACGGCUGGGAAUCUUCAAACAAUAGAUCCGCCAAUGUAGGCCUAGACAGGGAAUAGAAAUCAUCACAUGACAAUGCACUAGUUAGUUGGAGAGAUCCGCUCGUAUGGAUCUACGUGGGAACGCUAAAGUUUGAGCUAUCUUGAGAUUUAGCGUUGUUUCCUCUGGCGGCUCUGUUUUCUCACUUCAUCUCCUCCGUGGCGAUGUUUGAGUUAAUUUCCUCAUUGACUGAGGGAAUGAAAGUUUAC